UCAAAACAGCCCCUAGGUAUUCGGCUAUUCCCGGUUGUGCAGUCAAAGUGAAAAUGUCAACCUUCUCUGCUCAUCCAAAUGAAAUCAACAAAGUGAAAGUUUUGGUGGUUGGUGAUUCUGGGGUUGGCAAGACAUCCCUUGUUCAUCUCCUGGUGAAUGGUGAAGUACUCACAAAAUCCUCAUGGACAAUAGGUUGCAGCGUUGAGGUCAAGAUCCAUGAGUAUCGGGAAGGUUCUCCGGGUCACCGACCAUAUUUCGUGGAGCUCUGGGAUAUUGGUGGCAACAACAGCCAUAAAUCUACACGCCACUUGUUCUACACUUCAGUUCAUGGAAUAAUCUUGGUGCACGAUCUUGCCAACCGUAAAAGUCAACAGAACUUGAGGCAGUGGCUGGUUGAAGUUCUGCUCAAGGAGAAAAGCAACCCGGGCUCCAGGGACGCUUUGGUUGAUAACUUCGACGCUGAGCAAUUUGGUGCCUUGGCUAAAGUUUACAGAGCUAAUAAGAUCCCAGUGCUGGUGGUGGGGACGCGUCUGGAUGACCUGGCAGAGACCCGCCCCACUGCCUCCCUCCCCCGCACCUCCCCAGCCUUCUCUGCCUCCUCCCUGGCAGACGCCUGCAGUGCUGAUGAACUCAGUGUUAGCUGCCUGGACGUGCGGUCUGUGGCCCCAGGGUCGGGAAACGCUGUGAAAUUAUCGCGGUUUUUUGACCGCGUCAUCGACGGCCAAAUUCACUGCAAUGGCCGGCCGGGGCCGCUCUACUCCGGCCAACCAAACUACGGCCUUAAAAUGAGAUAUCCUUGACAUUUAUAGGCAGGCUUAUGACUUUGUUUGAAUAUUUUUAUACGUGAAUGGGAUACCCUUGACAAUAAAAUU
Messenger RNA from Hyalella azteca, 872 nucleotides. Its product is annotated as rab-like protein 3. The record is from RefSeq and is a predicted model, not a curated record. Lineage: Eukaryota; Metazoa; Arthropoda; Malacostraca; Amphipoda; Hyalellidae. Gene Ontology annotation, biological process: intracellular protein transport. The transcript has 7 exons. Gene Ontology annotation, cellular component: endomembrane system. Gene Ontology annotation, molecular function: GTPase activity; GTP binding. Bases 54 to 800 code for a protein of 248 amino acids.